This is a messenger RNA of Neodiprion virginianus, 2263 nucleotides long. It is a transcript of the gene Prp38, whose product is annotated as pre-mRNA-splicing factor 38A. Lineage: Eukaryota; Metazoa; Arthropoda; Insecta; Hymenoptera; Diprionidae. Bases 254 to 1150 code for a protein of 298 amino acids. Gene Ontology annotation, cellular component: precatalytic spliceosome. The record is from RefSeq and is a predicted model, not a curated record. The transcript has 3 exons.
CCGUCGAUUCGUCGAAACCGAACGUGUAGACUUCUGCGGUGAUGAUAUAAAUUUGUUCUGACAAUUAAUAAAAUUUUGUAAGGAUUUACGAAUUGAUAAGGAUAUCAUUUUAGUGAAAACAUACAUGUGUAAACUUUUUCCAAUUCGUUUUUUCAUACUCAAUUCUAAUAGAUGAAUUCCAUAUUAUUUCCAAUGGUAAGUUACAGUCCUAGUUCCUCGUCCUAGUGACAAAUGUAAAUUCUGAACUUCAAAAAUGGCGAACCGCACGGUAAAAGACGCGAAGUCUAUUCGCGGUACAAAUCCACAAUAUUUAGUAGAAAAAAUAAUCAGAUCACGAAUAUACGAUUCGAAAUAUUGGAAAGAAGAAUGUUUUGCGUUAACCGCCGAACUUUUGGUCGACAAAGCGAUGGAGUUGAAAUAUAUCGGGGGAGUGUUUGGCGGCAAUGUAAAGCCAACGCCAUUCCUCUGUUUGAUUCUGAAAAUGCUUCAAAUCCAACCAGAAAAGGAUAUCAUAGUCGAAUUCAUCAAAAAUGAAGAAUUUAAGUAUGUACGUGCCUUAGGAGCUUUGUACAUGCGACUAACUGGCACCUCUGUUGAUUGCUACAAAUAUUUGGAACCUUUAUUCAACGACAAUAGAAAAUUGAGACGACAGAAUAAGCAGGGUCAAUAUGAAUUGAUCCAUAUGGACGAAUUCAUUGAUGAACUACUCAGAGAGGAAAGAUCGUGCGAUGUUAUUUUACCCAGAAUACAGAAGCGCCAUGUUCUAGAAGAGAAUAAUGAAAUAGAGGGAAAAAUAUCCGCACUCGAGGACGACAUGGAUGAGGGAAUUGAGUCUUCAGAUGACGAAGAUGUGCCCGUAGUAAAGGAGGAAGUUCGUAAACGUACAGAAGACUUUGAAAGAGAGCGUCACAGGGAUCGAGAAAAGAGACAUGCUCGCCCCGAGAAAAAAGUAGAAAGGGAGAAACGGCGGUCCAGAAGUAGGGAGCGGGAAAGAGACAGGAGAGAACGUAAACGAAGCAAAUCUCCUAAACUGUAUUCCUCAUCAUCACACAAAGAUAAAGAUCGUGAUAAGGAUAGGCACAGAAGGGACGACAGGGAGAAAGAAAGAGAUCGAGAUCGUCGGAGAGAACGAGAGCGGCCUAGGCACUAACACACCUCACUAUGAGAGAAUACAAAUUUACAAUGAAAAAUUAAUACCAAUUGUCAUUUCUGUAAGUAACUUCAUAUUUGUAUGACUAACGAGAUCAACUUGUACACCUUGAUCAUUAAAAGAAUUCUGUGUCAUAACAAUAUUGAAAAGGGAUUCAUCAUUCUAGCAAAAGAUUCUGUAAUUAGCAUAAAAAUGAUUUGAAAUACAUCAUUUCAUACAUAUGUUUUUUGUUAUAUCUUUGUUCUCAAGUUGCCAGAGCUUAAAAUAAAACGAUAACUGUACUUAGCUAAUUACAGUUUAAUAAUAUUAAAAUUACAUAAUUUUUUUAACUAACUGCUACAUAGUAGCUUACCCGAACAUUGUUUCAGUGGAGUGUGAGUAUCCACGAUACUCGGGUAUCGAAUUAAUUGGGAAAGCUAUUUAGUAUUACAGAUUGUGGAUCAUUUCAUGUUUUAUGCCUGUAUACGAAUAACCGACAUUGAAAAAUUCGGUUUCAUACAUUUUUUAGAAUGUACAGAUUGGUUCAAAACAUUGCAGUAGCAUUGCAAAUUCUUUUUGGAUUUUCGAGAUAUCAAAGGUAAAAACAGUGCAUAAUCAUAAAAGAAUAUUUUCUUAACAUGGCCAUAAUGCCACUGAACUGCGUAAGUCGGUAAUAUCUAAAUAACCGAUAUUUCAUCUAUUUUAUGCGAUAUUUACAUAUUUUAAGUUUGUAUUAUAUUACUUUGUAAUAAAGUAACUACCAAAUCUCAAAUUUCAUAAUUAUAAAUAGUGAGCAAAAUAUAGUAUACAAUAUACACUUAAAGAUACGAAGGAAUGGGCGAUUAGUCGUGCAAUUAGUCACGUAUAAGACUCCUAUAUUUAGGGAGCUUCUAGGGAAUACAAUUCUCGGAUGCGUCAAAAAUAGGUUUUUCGAUCGCAAAUAUACGGAUGGAGGAAAUCAUCUCAAAAAUAAAUAUUUCCAUCAACCGAAAUCAAAUUGAACAUGAUUUGCUGCAUUUCUUAAAUCUUAACGUACCUAGUCAUAGCCUUUUGAAAUUAUACAUUCUACGUUAUAUUACCUUUCUUCCUUCCCAAUUUUUACAAUUUUCAUACAUCGUCGAUACCAAAACUUUG